Molecule: messenger RNA, 1804 nt
Organism: Argiope bruennichi
Lineage: Eukaryota; Metazoa; Arthropoda; Arachnida; Araneae; Araneidae
Product: BRISC and BRCA1-A complex member 2-like
Exons: 2
Coding region: 74-1339 (421 amino acids)
Biological process (GO): double-strand break repair
Cellular component (GO): BRISC complex; BRCA1-A complex
Source: RefSeq, a predicted model, not a curated record
AGCAAGAAAACAGCUGAUCCAGUUGUCAAUUAUUCACUGUCUUCUUAGCGUGGUAUUGUAAACGAGCGCGAAAAUGACAGAGACUGAGGAAACAAGCGAGAAAUCUACUGUAAGAAUGGAUUGUGAAACGGAACAGGAUUGGAUUAUGUCAAUGAAUCUCUUAAAAUGGGUAGAUGAAUGUAACAUGACUGAAGGGGAAACGAAACAAAUAGUGUUGACUACUGUUUUUGCCCCUCAUAUUCAAAAACACGCUCAAGUGCUUUUAACAGAGCCUAACAUUGGAUUAUGUCGUAGACAAGUGGAAAUAUUUAAUCCCAAGCCAUCUUUUCCAUCUUAUGAUGAAGAAGAAUCUAAUUGUGAUAAAUUCCAACUAGUGAUUCCUUAUGCUGGUGUGAAACUUGAAUGUAUGGUAAUAUUUCAGUCUUCAGCGCCUGACUGUCCACCUGAUUUUGUAUUCUCAGAUGAUAGAUUUUUUGCACCGCUUAAUCAGGUGGAAUCUUUGUGUUCGUGGGAUGUGCGUAAACCAGAUGCACUGUUAAAAGUCUUGAAAGAGAUAAUGCAAUUUUAUAAAAAGAAGCAAAUUCAAAUCUUAGACGGUUAUGAGCAAUUAAGUUUUGAAUAUUUGUGUUUGUUUCAGCUUCAGAAUUUUAAUGAAGAUGAUAUUGAGAUCUUAGUUCCAGAUGAAGAAAAAAGUCCAGUUAUAUUUCUCAUUAAAUUGCAGGUUGAUUAUUGCCAAUUAUUUCCUGAUUACUAUCGAGAUGAAUCUGAUACUAGAGACUACCCUCUAUUAUUGGUGCUUUUUCCAAAUCGUGAUAACAAUAGAAGCUAUCAAAGAGUGUAUUUGUCAAAAAAAACCCAAUCUAUCGUGACCAUUGAUGAAAAUUUCCAGUUGCCAGAUGAUGUUACUGAUAAUUAUCUUACUAGAUAUAUUAUUGCUCUUGAGAACGAGCUUAAAACAAAAAUCCAAUUAGCAGCUUCUCGUUAUGAAAGAAGAAGAAUUUACUUUGUAAAAUUUCUUACUCACUUUGAUAAAUGUAUUAUUAAAUAUGAUAGUACAUUGUAUACUACCAUGACAUUAUUAUUAGAAGAAGGUGAUUUUUAUUUCAUCCUUGAAAUCACUUUGCCUGAUGAUUUUCCUAUAGGAACACCAGCACUUCUGUUCCGUUCAGUUUAUCACUAUUGCAAAAAGGAUCCGUUUACAGCAUCUGUUGAUAAUUAUCCUUACUGUCCCACCUGGCCAUUGCAGAAAGUCUUAGAAGAAACCAUUAAGUUUAUUACUGAAUAUGUUCCUCUUUUUCGACAAGACAGUGCAGCUUUUGCUUGUAAGUAUGGUAAUUAAUUAUUUAUGCUUGUAUAUAGGUUCCUGAUGCAGGGUAAUGCCUGAAAUAAACUAUAAGCUAAGAAAUUAAGUAUGCAGUUCAUUUCUGUAUCCAGUCAUAAGUAGGUGAUAAUGAUUGGAAGAAACCAAUGAUAUAGCAAAGAGAAAUGGUAACCAAGACCUAGAAUCCUCCCCCCUCCCUUAUUUGCAUUUGGUUUUGAAAGCUGAAAGAGUUUCUGCAAUAUAUUGCUUUAGGACAUCCCUCCCUGUAUAUAGGAGGUGUUGAUUACUGUGGUAAACUAACUGCUGUUUUUUUUAUUUUUUUAUUAUUAAAAUGAUCUGAAGAAAAAGAAUUAAAAUGUGUGAUUUGAAAAGUAUUGUUAUCAAAUGCAUGAUUGCUAAAACCCUUUUAAACUUUCUUGGUUUUGAAUGAAAGUAUAAUUCCCUUUGCCAUAUAAUGCUAAGCUCGGUAAAGUGAAAAUUAUA